AGUCGAGGAUGGAUUGCGAAGCAUCCUAUUCCCACAGCUUGUGCAUUGUGAUUCUAUCCCAAGAACCAUAGUAAACCCAACAUUCAGGACAGAAAAGUGGAUGAUAAAGCACCGAAACAAACAACCAAGAUGGUAUUCUGUGUGUUAAACGCCGCAGCAAAGCGAACACCAUCGACUGUUUACGUAGUCGGCCGUGGGCUGCUGCAAAAUGUCGCCGCACCGUACCGAUUGCAUCAGCAGCCAGCCCGUGCGGCGGGCAAAUGGUUUCCGGACGAACAGUUCGUCGAACAAUUCAAAGGCCCAGUAAUGUACCCGGACCACGUAACUGCACGCUGGAAGCUUCCGCCAUGGAACAGCAAGAUUGCACCGGUCGAGAAGCAGGUGCGCAAUCUGAAGAUCAACUUCGGACCGCAGCAUCCGGCUGCCCACGGUGUGCUGCGCCUGGUGCUGGAGCUGGACGGCGAAACGGUCAUGCGUGCGGAUCCGCACGUUGGGCUGCUGCACCGCGGCACCGAGAAGCUGAUCGAGUACAAAACGUACGUGCAGGCCCUGCCCUACUUCGACCGGCUCGACUACGUCUCGAUGAUGUGCAACGAGCAGUGCUACUCGCUCGCGGUGGAAAAGCUGCUCAACAUUGAAAUCCCGCCGAGGGCGAAGUACAUCCGUGUGCUGUUUGCGGAAAUCACACGCAUCCUCAACCACAUCAUGGCGAUCGGUACGCACGCACUGGACGUGGGAGCGCUGACCCCCUUCUUCUGGCUGUUUGAGGAGCGGGAAAAAAUGAUGGAGUUUUACGAGCGCGUGUCGGGGGCGCGCAUGCACGCCGCCUACGUUCGACCGGGUGGUGUCGCGCAAGACAUUCCGCUCGGGUUGCUGGACGAUAUCUACGACUUUGCGGUCCGGUUCGGCGAACGGUUGGACGAGGUGGAAGAUGUGCUAACGACCAACCGGAUCUGGGUGCAGCGGACGGUGAACAUUGGGGUCGUUACGGCCGAGGAUGCCCUGAACUAUGGCUUCAGCGGCGUUAUGCUGCGGGGUUCCGGUAUUAAGUGGGACCUGCGGAAGGUGCAACCGUACGAUGCGUACGAUCAGAUGGAGUUCGAUGUACCGAUCGGUACGAAGGGCGACUGCUACGAUCGGUAUCUGUGCCGCAUUGAGGAGAUGCGCCAGUCGCUGCGCAUUAUCGACCAGUGCCUCAAUCGGAUGCCGGCCGGUGAGAUUAAGACGGACGAUGGGAAGAUAUCGCCACCGUCCCGCACCGAGAUGAAACAAUCGAUGGAGGCGCUUAUCCAUCACUUUAAGCUGUUUACGCAGGGGUAUCAGGUGCCGCCCGGGUCCACGUACACGGCGGUGGAAGCGCCAAAGGCCACAACACUCACGAAAAUCGGAAAAAACCCGAUGGAAAAUCCCCGAGAGAAAGAAAAACAGUGAGCAACCGAACACAUCUCAGCUGUUCUAGUGAGAAAACCCCUUUUCAUCGGAAAAAUGCUCCAAACGCCGAUGGGAGAGCAUAGCUUUUUAAUCAGAGAGAACGAGUGAGUAAUGGUAAAUUUCCCCCAAAGAGCAUCCUAUUCUGAUGGGAAACUCUCUCCCAUCAUCCCCGGUAUGUGUUGUGUGUUGCGCGUUGGUUUAUUUUGCCGGCCGGUGCCGUCUGAAUGCCGCCAUUACGGCAGGCACAUAAGAAGAGGCAGCAGCAGCAUAUAGGACUGGGUAGAGUACAUAGCUUUCACCGCAACAGUUUCGUACCUGUUGUUGUUGUCCUGCCGGUCGGUUCUUCAGCGGCUUCCAAACGUUCGGGAGACGGGGUGAACACGUAUAAAAAUGUCUCGAGCUGGGAGGAUCGUGAUUUUCUGGUGAUGAAAUUUAUGGGAUCGACCUCGGCUCGAUUUUGGGGGUCAGUUGAUAUGAGAAAUCUUUUUUUUUCCUAAAUCCUUGGUUACAUGACAGUAUUAGUUAGGUAGUGAAAAUAUAUGAAUUUAAAUUUAAAUAAUAAACGACAGGUACGGAAACGGGAAUAAAAAUAAUUAGAGCACUUAGGUAAAGGUAAAUAAUUAGGUCUAUUUUUUGUUACUUUUUAAUUGCUAUGAAAAGUAUUUAAUUGUGUAGUAGAAUAAUGCGGCGAA
Messenger RNA from Anopheles merus, 2123 nucleotides. Its product is annotated as NADH-ubiquinone oxidoreductase 49 kDa subunit-like. Gene Ontology annotation, molecular function: NADH dehydrogenase (ubiquinone) activity; NAD binding; quinone binding. Gene Ontology annotation, biological process: mitochondrial electron transport, NADH to ubiquinone. The record is from RefSeq and is a predicted model, not a curated record. Bases 130 to 1431 code for a protein of 433 amino acids. The transcript is spliced from 2 exons. Lineage: Eukaryota; Metazoa; Arthropoda; Insecta; Diptera; Culicidae.